AAUCAGUAUUGAAAAAAAAUGAUCACAAUAUAUCCAUUUAUUGCCAAAAGUCUGCAGAUAUAGGUGAUACUAAUGAAAUAUGUUUGAUUGAAUCUUGCUAUAAAAAAGAAAUUGGAGCUAGAAAG
Racocetra persica is the source of this 125-nucleotide messenger RNA. NCBI's taxonomy places the organism in Eukaryota, Fungi, Glomeromycota, Glomeromycetes, Diversisporales, Gigasporaceae. The record is from the annotation of a GenBank genome assembly.